Messenger RNA from Triticum dicoccoides, 1018 nucleotides. RefSeq lists its product as uncharacterized. The transcript is spliced from 2 exons. The record is from RefSeq and is a predicted model, not a curated record. The coding region runs from base 143 to 1018 and encodes 291 amino acids. Lineage: Eukaryota; Viridiplantae; Streptophyta; Magnoliopsida; Poales; Poaceae.
GGGAAGUAGCAGAGGGUGGACGACUCUCCUUCUCCGGUGCCAGUAGAGGGCGCAGGAGGCCAGCGGUGUUCUGCAUUGGUGGUCACGGAUCGGAGGAGCAGGAAAUUCCGACAUCGAUCCAUCCGCGCCGCCGUCGGAAAGGAUGUCCAGCAUUAUUGUUCCUGUGUGCAUCAACGCGCCCGAGCUAUCCACAAUUCUCGAGAACAAUGCAGGACUUGAGUAUCUUACCAAGACAAGAAAAGUGUGUGUCAGAAGGCUGCUUAGUGCUAAUGCUCAUGGGUACCCUAUACCACCACCGGUGCUUGAAUACACGAAGCGAUAUCACAAGGCAUAUUUCACAGACGAGGCACAAGCGCAGUUAAAGGCGGCUGGUCCGUAUGUACCUGGCAGCACACCAACAAACGAAAACAAUGAUCAAAGCCAUGACAACGGUGAGCCAAGAAAAAAUUGUAAAGGCUUGACAGAGAAUCCUACCCUCCGAGAUCAAGUACAAACUUAUGGUGCUUCAAGUUCGGUCCAGCAAAGGAUUGCUAAAAGGCCCAAGUUGGACAUCGAAGAAAUUUACAGGACAAGGCACCCUGAAUUAUAUCAAGGAUUUAUAACUGAUGCUGGUAUUAGGGUCACAGAAGAUUCACCUAUCCCUGAGGAGUGCCAGACUGAGGAAUUCCUAGAGGCAAUGGAGAUUUUGGAAGAAAUAAAUGGCGCCCCAUGUUAUGAUGCUGAGAGCCUGGCUCUAGGUUCAUUGAAGAAAGCAGAGUACUUCCUAAUGCCAGACACUAUACAAUUUGAGCCAUGUGCAGUUGAUAGCAUUUGCCGAGGGUCUGCAUUUUGGAAACCUGAUCGGAAGCUACUUUCUCAGGUGUACGCCCUGGCUAAAGUGCAGGCGCUUCAGCUUGGCAAAUUAAGUGGGCGGUUCUACGAGCUCAGGCAUUUUCUGCUGGCUGGUACCAUGGACAGAAAUAUUCAAGGCUUUGUUCGCCUCCGAAGAACUCAGCUGAGAUUUAUGAUAAGAAAAUAG